AUUCUAAAAAAUUUCUUCAACGAUGAGAUUGUGCCUCCUUGUGCUCGGUUGCGUGAUAGCAGCCAGCGCCUGGCCCGUUGACCAACUUUCGGUUCGUGAUCAUGGCGUCAAUGGAUGGUUCGUCCCCCAAAGGGAGGGUGGCCUGAGAUGGAUUAGCAAAGCGCAGGGCGAACUCCAAUUGGAAUACUACGAAGCUCAGGAUGCGUUGGGAGGCCGUUGGUCCACCAACACGGUGAAUUUCUAUCUCUACACCCUGCAGAAUCCCAGCACUGGACAGCAGAUCAAGGGCACCAAGGCUUCGAUUGAUGCCUCCUACUUUAAUCCCGAAAAUCCAACAAGAAUUACGAUUCACGGCUGGAACUCCAACUACAAGGAUGGUGUGAACACCAGGAUAGCUGAUGCCUGGUUCCAGUACGGUGACUACAACAUGAUUGCUGUGGACUGGCAACGUGGUCGUUCCCUGGAGUACGCCACCUCGGUGGCCGGAGCUCCCGGAGCUGGAAAGAAAGUUGCCGCCCUUGUGGAUUUCCUGGUGGAGACUUACGGCAUGCGACUGGACACUCUGGAAGUGGUUGGCUUCAGUUUGGGUGCCCAUGUGGCUGGACACACUGCCAAACAGGUGACCACCGGAAAGGUGGGCAAGGUAGUGGGUUUGGAUCCCGCCUCUCCCCUUCUUAGCUACUCGAAAACCGAAAAGCGUCUGUCCAGCGAUGAUGCCGUUUAUGUGGAGUCCAUCCAGACCAAUGGUGCCAUCUUGGGUUUCUCCCAACCAAUUGGCAAGGCAGCCUUCUACAUGAACGGUGGAAGGUCCCAGCCCGGUUGCGGAAUCGAUUUAACCGGCAGUUGCUCGCACACCAAAGCUGUUAUGUACUACGUGGAGGCGCUGCUGUAUAACAACUUCCCUUCGAAGAGGUGCGAAUCCUACAAGGACGCCAACAAGAACACCUGUGGCGAUCAAUACUGUUCUAUCUCAAUGGGUGCUAUUAUAAACACCUUUGUGGCCGAGGGUAUCUUCUAUGUUCCAGUAAACAAAGAAUCCCCGUACGGUUUUGGACAGCAGAACAGUGGUGGCGAAGGAACAACAGCUCUACCCGAGACCUCCACUACUACCGAGAAACCCGAAGAACCCACUCGUACAACCGGGGAACCAGAGGAAACCACUGUAGCCCCUGAGGAGUCUACAACCGAUGAACCCGAGGAGGACUCUACAACUACCCAAAAACCUGAAGAGCCGUCGUCUACAACUGAGGAACCAGAGGACACGACUGCUGAUCCAGUGAAGCCGACAACCGACGAACCCGUCUCUACGACAACCAACAAACCCGCAGAGCCGUCUUCUACCACCCAGGAACCAGAAGAGACGACUGUCGCUCCAGAGGAUUCGACCACCGAGGAACCAGAAGAGACUUCUGUUGCUCCCGAGUUGUCGACAACCGAAGAACCAGAAGAGACGACUGUUGCACCAGAGGAAACUACAACCGACGAACCCGAGGAGAUCUCUACAACUACCAAUAAACCUGAAGAGCCUUCUUCUACCACCCAGGAACCAGCAGAGACGACUGUCGCUCCAGAAGAUUCAACAACCGAGGAACCAGAAGAGACGACUGUAGCCCCAGUGGAUUCGACGACCGAAGAACCAGAAGAGACUACUGUUGCUCCUGAGGAAACGACAACCGAAGAACCAGAGGAGGUCACUACGACAACCAAUAAACCCGAAGAGCCAUCUACUACUACCCAGGAACCAGAAGAGACUUCUGUUGCUCCCGAGGAGUCGACAACCGAAGAACCAGAAGAGACGACUUCGACAACCGAAGCGCCCGUGGAAGUCCCUACAACAACCAAAAAACCCGAGGAGGCGUCUACGACAACCGUAGCACCAGAAGAAUCGACUACCGUUGAUCCAGAAGAUAUUGUAUCAACUACAGAAGAACCUGAGGAGGUAACCACAACUGUCGCUCCACUGGUUCCUACAACAACCGCUAGACCUACGGAGUCCACAACCCCGGUUCCGGAAAUUCCACCAACAAGCCCGCCCAAUGAUGAUAAUGUGGCUCCUCCAGGCACCAAGAACAUCUUCAUCUUCAACGUCUUUUUGGUGAAUGUUAAAAUCGAGAAAUAGGUCAAUAACCUAACUACUGUAGUAGAUUUCCCGCUCACUGGCGGAAGAAAAUAAUAGCAAUAAAAUCAUAACCAGCUUAAUAGCAAA
Messenger RNA from Drosophila takahashii, 2206 nucleotides. The record is from RefSeq and is a predicted model, not a curated record. NCBI's taxonomy places the organism in Eukaryota, Metazoa, Arthropoda, Insecta, Diptera, Drosophilidae.